Messenger RNA from Poecilia latipinna (sailfin molly), 4067 nucleotides. RefSeq names its product organic solute transporter subunit alpha-like. Lineage: Eukaryota; Metazoa; Chordata; Actinopteri; Cyprinodontiformes; Poeciliidae. The transcript is spliced from 8 exons. The coding region runs from base 2203 to 3192 and encodes 329 amino acids. The record is from RefSeq and is a predicted model, not a curated record.
CUUCCUCAGGCGACUGAGUAGGUUUUUUUUUUUUGUGUGUGUGUGUGCGUUUCAUGACAUCUGUGAUCCAAGAUUAACAAGAAUUACCUAACGGAUAAACUAUUAUUUCUUUUUUUUAAUUGGUGUAUUCAAUUGUUUUUCAUUAUGACUUUGCACAAGAACUAUGGCAGAUGAUGAUUUUUUUAAUCCAUAUUGAAAUUCACCAACCUGGCAACCAAGGUAGCAUUUUACUUAAUUUUGACUUUCAGUUAAGGUAUUGAUUUUUGAGCGAUUUGACACUUAAAUUAAAAAUAACUUUUUUAAAAUUUUUUAGAAAGUUUACUUCCUCAAACUUGCAACUGAAUUCACUUCAUCUGAUGGUUGAUGUUCAAUUAUGGGAUGUUUGAUUAUGUGGAGAAGAUAACAGAGAGUGUCAAGAUUUAGCUCUCAUCAGAAGUAAUAUAUUUUUAUCAUGCCAAUUCAUUUAUGGACUUGUAUAUACCCAUUUAAUUUUUACUGGUAUUUUUCUUGUGCAAAAUUUUUUUUUUGGGGGGGUUGACAUUGUUCUUUGCCAUUUUUUCAGGUAUUUUAUUAUUUUAUAUACAUAUUUUGUUGUUUUACAAACUAUGUCUUUUUUUUUUCUUAUUGCUUUGUGUUGAGGUUGAAAAGUGCUAUAAUGGCUGACUGGACAAACAUUUCUAAGCAACUGUCUAUAAAUUGUACCAGUGAGACAAAAGGUGAAUUAUUUGCAAUUUAUGACGAGAUUUGUUUUUAAAAAUAUUAAAUUGGAUCUACUUUAGUUGAUGUUCACUGGUCUCAAAGUUGUUUUAACCUUUACUUACAAUUAACAUGAAGGACUAAGCAUGUGUUAGGUAUAUCUAGUACCUAAAACUGUAUAGUAAAGGUACACUUUUUACACAAUUUUGCAUCUUUAUUUUCUGAAACCCAUCACACAACUACCCAACUUCCUUGGAUGUCAUUGCCAUUAGAAGCUGCCUUUGGUAAAUAUUGUUGCAGGAUCACUGCCCUACUCUUAACACAAACUUUAAUUUAAUCACCUGCUAAACCAGGCUGCUAAUGGUUUUUGUAGACAUGUUGAAACUAUCUUAGUCACACCAUUAAAAAAAAAAAAUCUAAGGUUUAAUGUCAGGUCCUUGUGUCUAUUUCCAGAACUUUGAGAUAAUUAUUUAUUUCUUUGUCGCAUCACCAUUGGACUAUUGUAAUAGUUUUGGCAUCAGCAGGUUUUCCCUUGAUUGUGAUUUGUCCAAAGUGGUGCGUCCCACUUCCUCACAGGUUCACACAAAACCUGAUUGCUCUUUAAUCUGGACCUUAGCUUUAAGUAAAAAUUUAAUCGAUAACUUAUUUAAAACAUAUAAGCAUUCACAAUUCUCACAGGCAAGGUGUGUUAAACUGACCUUUCCUCCAGAAAAAAGGUACACGAAGAGUUAUUAACAGGACAAACUUAACAACCAGAUCAGGUGAAUGGCCCCAGUGUCACUCAAUACUGUUCUUUUGACAACAGCUGCAAAUAGGAAGUAGAAUAACAGUUUACACAUUAUCCAAGAUUUUACAAUAAUCAGCUCCCAUUAUUGCUGUGCUUACAAGUGUAAUGGGAAAAGGCUAAAAUGUUUUUUUUUUGUUUGUUUGUUUCUCUAAACACUUUUGCAAUCCCAUCGCUCAUAUUUACUGGAACUCUUAAGAAUGCUGCUUAAUUUAAACUUAAUCUUGUAUUGAAAACUGUGGACAAAAUGUGACUCCAAAUUAUUGUGGCGUAAUAAACGUGAGUUGUAAAAUGCUGGAGAAAAUUGCUUUUAUGUCUUUAUACUCCUUUUAUGUUUUCAGCUGAGGAAUUAACACACCCACUCAAAGUCCAGUCCUCCUUUUUAAUGCUCCGUCUCUCCCUAUUCACUAACCCCCUGUCCUUGAUGUUUCCCUAAUUACUAUGACUCAAGACUGUGAAUGAAUAAGCAACGGUAACUGGUGUUUUUACGCUAACCUGUGAGCUGUAGGUCGUCCUCCUUCAUUUCAUCGCACAUGCCUGACGUGUAAAAGGCAAGGUUGUUUCUGUAACCAGAAUCUACUUGCAAUGUGAAAGGAGCAGCGGAUCGCCUCUUACGUUUUUUUUUUUUUUGUUUAGUUGUUUUUUUGUUUUAUUUUUACCCCUGAUUCUAUUCCAAGCUGCAGUCAUUUAGUAGAAGUUUUUAGGAAGAGCAUCUGGCCACCAUGGACGAAGAACUGAACAUCACCAUUGAUCCGGCGUGUCUACGGUUGGAGGCUCCACUGGCUCUGGACAUCAUAAUGCAGCUAGACACGUUUGGGCUUUGCCUCUACUCCAUGCUCUCCUUCAUGUCCUUACUUACCCUGCUGCUGUACCUGGAGCAGUGUGUGUACAUUUACAAAAAGCUGCCUUAUCCCAAGAAGAUAAGCAUUAUCUGGAUAAGCGGUGCUUCACCAGUCGUCGCCACCAUGGCCUGCUGUGGGAUGUGGGUUCCCCGAGCCGUUAUGAUCACAGACAUGACAUCAAACUGCUAUUUUGCAGUUGUGGUGUACAAGGUUCUGGCUCUGCUGAUUGAGGAGCUUGGAGGCAUGAGAGAUUUUCUACAACGAUUUUCUGGGAAAACCUUCAGGAUCAACACAGGACCCUGCUGUUGCUGCUGCGCCUGCUUACCUCGAGUCCCUGUGUCACGGGGGAUGUUAUUCCUGAUGAAGCUGGGAUCUAUGCAGUAUGCAGUCCUAAAAACAGUUUUCUCUAUCCUUUCUGUUAUUCUCUGGAUGAACGGCACCUUUCACCUAACCAACCUAAAUAUCAAUUCAGCAAUGAUUUGGAUCAACCCAUUUGUUGGUGUUCUCCUCGUCAUCUCCAUUUGGCCUAUUGGUAUCGUCUUCAUGAACACCAAAAUCCUAAUGCGCAGUCUGAAAAUUAUUCCCAAGUAUGCUCUGUACCAACUCACGCUUGUCCUGUGUCAGCUCCAGACGUCCAUCAUCAACAUCCUGGCCUUGAACGGAUGCAUCGCCUGCGCCCCUCCCCUCACCUCUUAUGCUCGCGGAUCCAUGUUGAGUCAGCAGAUAUUGAUUAUGGAGAUGUUCAUCAUCAGCCUCUUCACCCGGUCUUUGUACCGCAGAUUGUAUGACCCACUUCCCUCUGAGGAGCACGACAAUGAGCAGAACGAGAAGGCGGCCCUGAAGGCUGCUCUGGAGGAGCACGACGUUUGAAAGACGAAGGCGGAAUGUCAGCACCUGUGUCUGACAUGAAUAUAGGAGGCGUAUGAGUUAGAAAAUUAGAUAUUUACAUGUUUUACCUUAUGAUGUUUAAGGACAGGGUGCUUAUUAUUUAUCAAGUAAUUUUAAAAACAACUUACAGGGCACUUUUCAAAGUGAAUUGUUUGUAGUUUAUUAUCUUUGUAUUUAGGUGAUGGAAUUUUCUUUCUUCAUAAUUACAAUAUAUGGACCCAGACUGUGCUAAAUGGGGAAUGUUUACUUCUGAGUAUGUUUGAGCCUCCCCCCUACAACCAAACACAAACCCACUACCCAAAUAUCACUACUCUAAAAAAAACAACAAAAAAAAAACAGUAACUUUUCAGUCACUAAUUUAUCAGACCAACUAAAAAUUUUGUUUUUGUAUUUAGUCUCGAAUUUUACAAAUAACUUGUUUCGUGAGCAGCUCACUUUAUGACUUCAAUGUUGCCUCCCCCAGGACAUGCUGCCCAGGGCAAAAAGCCAUCUCACUCAUGUCAAAAACACCGAUUAAAAGUGGGAAAAGUAUUUUUGGCCAAUCACAUUGAUCUACUGGAUUCUUUUGCCUUAUUCCUUCUUAUGUACAUUUCUCUCAGAUAAUUAUUAAGUGAUAUUGAAGUCUUUAUUUGAAGUUCAUAAAUGGACGACGUUUGGGUUUACAUUUGAAUAAAGAUUACUUAUCUAAAAUGUAUUUAUAUUCAGUUAUGUGCCUGAGUGUGUGCGUCAGUAAGAAGAUGCGACUAUGAGGUGUGAUCUAAAAUGGCGACUAAUUUUGUAUCAAAGUGGGAAACGUACUGAAAAACUUUUGUUUUUUUUUUAUUUUAUUUGUUCAUUAAAGCUUAAAGUUUCUCACA